AAAGCUUUAAAGGGGGAGGAGGAGGAGGAGGCCACCGAGUAGAUAGUAGAGCUGGUUCAUUGGCUGACUGCUGCAGCAGCAGCAACAACAGCAGCACAUUUUUACCAGAAACUCAAGGUCUUGUCGUUUGCGUUACAGGCCAAAAACAACAACUUACUGCAGCAGCUACCGAAGAACGGUAGCAUGAUAGUCGUGGAGGGGAAUCGUCAGGAAGAGGGUCCGUAUCUGCAUUUUACUGCGCCAACAUCGAAUUCAUUGAGUCGGUAACCAGCGCCCGACAUGGGGAAGGAGGCAAAUGGUGUUUCGCGGAGCCGGUUUGAGAUGUUCACAAACAGUGAUGAGGCGGUCAUCAAUAAGAAGUUGCCUAAGGAGCUAUUGCUACGGAUCUUCUCCUUUCUGGAUGUGGUGACACUCUGUCGCUGUGCCCAGGUCUCACGGGUGAUCUGGAAUGUUCUGGCCUUGGAUGGCAGCAACUGGCAACGGAUUGAUCUCUUCGACUUUCAGAGGGACAUUGAGGGCCGUGUGGUGGAGAACAUUUCAAAGCGAUGUGGGGGCUUUCUUAGAAAGCUGAGCCUACGGGGGUGCCUCGGUGUGGGUGACAGUGCCCUGAGGACUUUUUCACAGAACUGCAGGAACAUCGAGCUGCUUAGUUUGAAUGGCUGCACCAAGAUCACCGACAGCACGUGUAAUAGUCUCAGUAAGUUCUGUCCAAAGCUGAAGCACCUGGAUCUUGCCUCCUGCACCUCAAUCACCAACCUGUCACUCAAAGCUCUCAGUGAGGGUUGUCCCUUCUUGGAGCAGCUCAACAUCUCCUGGUGUGAUCAGGUGACAAAGGAUGGCAUCCAGGCCCUGGUGCGCUCCUGUCCUGGACUCAAAGGCCUUUUCCUUAAGGGCUGCACACAGCUGGAAGAUGAGGCUCUGAAGCAUAUUGGGGCUCACUGUCCGGAGCUGGUCACACUCAACUUGCAGACGUGCUCACAGAUCACAGAUGAGGGCCUCAUCAUAAUUUGUCGGGGUUGUCACCGCUUGCAGUCUCUUUGUAUUUCGGGUUGUGCCAACAUCACAGACGCCAUUUUGCACGCCCUGGGACAGAACUGCCCCCGCCUCAGAAUCUUAGAAGUGGCUCGCUGCUCUCAGCUUACAGAUGUGGGCUUCACUACAUUAGCAAGGAACUGUCAUGAGCUUGAGAAAAUGGAUUUAGAAGAAUGUGUGCAGAUCACAGAUGGAACUCUGAUCCAGUUGUCUAUCCAUUGUCCUCGUUUGCAAGUCCUGAGUCUGUCACACUGUGAGCUGAUCACUGAUGAUGGCAUCAGACACCUCGGCAGCGGCCCCUGCGCUCACGACCGCCUGGAGGUGAUCGAGCUGGAUAACUGCCCCCUGAUCACAGAUGCCUCACUGGAGCACCUGAAGAGCUGCCAUAGUCUGGAUCGCAUCGAGCUCUAUGACUGCCAGCAGAUCACCCGCGCUGGUAUUAAGAGACUAAGGACCCAUCUGCCCAACAUCAAAGUGCAUGCGUACUUUGCUCCUGUCACUCCACCCCCCUCUGUUGGGGGCAGCCGUCAGAGGUUUUGCCGCUGCUGUGUCCUGUUAUGAUGUAAAGACAACAAUCCCCUUCCGUGUCCCCGUGUUACUCGUAGACGCUCCCCUGCAGCCUGCCACUUGACCCCUGAUCUGCCGUUCUCCUCCUGGCCCCCCGUCAUUGAGUACAUGCUGGUGUGUGUCCCCUUUGGAGCUGCAGAGAGAGGGAGAGAGCCAAACAAUGCUUCAGGGUCAUGGGUAAUUUUCUCCCAAUAACAUUCCCGAAUCCCCCCCACCACCACCACAUAUAAACAACAUGCCUUUACACAAUCUUAUAUGCAGACACAAAUAUAAGAACAUUCCUGGGCUGUGGUCAGUGGACAAACCAGUAUUACAAAGAGUGUUAUAUAGAAGCAAAUGUGAUCACUGCAGGGAUUUAACUCAUCAAAUGAAGUAGUAAUGAAUUACUCAGAGAAUUACAUGACAAGAGCUGUACACAAAAAAAAAAAA
Monopterus albus (swamp eel) is the source of this 2028-nucleotide messenger RNA. RefSeq names its product F-box and leucine-rich repeat protein 20 (gene fbxl20). Gene Ontology annotation, molecular function: protein binding. Lineage: Eukaryota; Metazoa; Chordata; Actinopteri; Synbranchiformes; Synbranchidae. Gene Ontology annotation, cellular component: cytoplasm. Bases 280 to 1593 code for a protein of 437 amino acids. The transcript is spliced from 15 exons. The record is from RefSeq and is a predicted model, not a curated record.